GUAUCCGUAUCUAUUGUUCUGGUUAAACAUUUGCUGCUGACUAAACGUUUACUGUGCUCUCCAUGCUUGUAAGGAGGGUAUAAAAUAAGAUGCUGUUUCUAAUAAAGUUGGCCAUUAGCCCUCAGCUCUUGGUCCAUCUCCAUCUCUUUCAGGGAUGUCUACGGUACCCAGUCUCUCUGGGACCAUCCACACUCCACUGAGGAGCAUCCCUUGUUCCCGGUACCCAGUCUCUCUGGGACCCUUCACACUCCCAUUGAGGAGCAUCCUUGUUCGUGUUCCCAUUGGCCGAGUUUGGGAACGUCCAUGUCUCCAUAGGCUAUCAGCCUUUGAAAACUUCAUUGAGUCUCACUCGUCGUCUCUCCAGGACCCAAGAACCUACCACAACUGGUGCCCUAAUAGGGACCUGGAAUGUGUCUUUUUCAGAGCAAUGAGAACGUUUGGUGCUGAAGAAAAACAUCAUGUUCUGCAAACCAAUGCAAGACGGCUUCAUCAACAAUAUAGGAUGCCAUAUUCUCAGGCUCAAGCCAUCAUCUGUUCUUGUUCUGCUUGUCAAUGUGACCUCUACAUAUACAGCAUGGCCCAGCUGGAAUUAACCCGAAGGGCACAGACCUCAAUCAGAUGGCAGACAUGUCUGGGUGCCCCACCGAUGUAUCUGGCAGGAAGCCCCCUCCUCGCUGGACGAUGCCUCUGCCAAUAUGCGGCCUCCCCGCAGGAAUACGACUGGCUACACCUUCCUCUAAACCGCCAAAUGAUCCUACAGUAACCCUUGCUUGCCCCAACUAUGGAUGGAGCUGGCCCUCUUCUGUCCCGCCAACUUGGGGCCAAUUGAAGAGCCUUACCCGACAGGUAGAACAAAUAGUGAAGACUGCUGGACAAGGGCAGACCCCUACAACAUUGUUCCUGGCUAUGAUUGCUGUUAUCUCCCGUUCUCCCCAGGUAGUACUUGCUGAACAUAACUAUUGGGCCUAUAUUCCUCACCCUCCACGGCUAUGAUCUGUGAAAUGGACUGAAAUUGGCCCUAAUGUGUACUGCAAUGAUACCAUUUAUACACUGGCUCCUUAGGGCACUGGUAUAUCCAGUUUUCCUUCAGAGGAAGGAGAAGGCUUCGAUUUUACUUUGGGAUAUUCUGUAGCCCCUUUAUGUAUUGAAAAUGGACCUUCAUGUCUGCCCACACAAAUGCAGAGAUGGACAUAUACUUUGCCUCCAUCUCUCAUGGUCAGGACCCUCAUGGGUCUGCUUGCCCCCCUCACAUUCCAGUUUACAGAAGAGAACACUACUGAUUUAACAUGAAGUUCCAGUGAGCCUUUAUGUCAGACUAUGACCUAUAAACAUUAUGUGUUUGCCUCCCACCCAUCCAUUGGUCCCAAUGUCGUGGCCCUCAUGGAAAGAUGUUUUCUUUUACUAACUCCCUAUUUGCCUGGGUGGAUUGGGGACCUUAUGGUAAAUUCUUAACCAAUUGUUCAGAGGAUUCUAACACCACGGUAUGUGAUUAUAUCUCUAACGUCACUCAGCUUCAGCUUCAAUUUAGGUAGACCAUCAUACCUCUACUUAUAUCUGUCAUUCUGGCCUUAUGGCUUGGCACGAAGGUGGUUUUGCCCGCCUCCCCUCGUUCCAAGUUAAUUUCUCCCACGAUGGGACCUGAACAGUGAGACCUCUGGAAGUUGGCAGCUUCUACACAAAAAUGGGUCGCCUUUUCAAGUAAUUUCUCUGGUGCCUCCCAUUGCAUGGCAAAUUAUUGGUUCACUAGAAACCACACAUUUUACACUUGCUGCUGUGUUAAAAUGCUGUAGUUUUAAACACCGUAGUUUUUAAUAAUGCUGAAAAGCUUCUGUCCUGUUUUGACUGUAAAUUGUAUUAUUGUCUGAGUUCUACCCUGAACAUAGAUUUAAGGAAUCAGUCUUUAAUUCUUUUAUAGGCCCAGACAGGCUCUGGUUACCAGUAAAUCUUGCCCGGCCCUGGAAAAAGCAUCCCCUGGGUAGCCUAGCAUACCAGGUUCUAUCACAAUUAUAUCAUAGGUCCAAACGGUUCCUUGCCAAACUCAUCCAGACCAUAAUCGGCCUCAUUCUCAUAGCCACUACCACCACUGUUGCAAGCGUAGCUUUACAAACUUCCAUUCAGACUCACCAGUUUGUUAAAAAAUUGCAAAAACACUCACAUACUCUAUGGACCCAACAGUUCACUACUGAUCAGGAACUUGAAUCACAAGUAGUGGAUCUGCAGCAGGCGGUACAGUGGCUGGGGAUCAGGUCUCAGCUUCACAACACGAAAUUAGGUUACCAUGUAAUUGGCAUACCAUCCAAUUUUGCAUUACUCCCCAUAAAUAUAAUGAUACUAAAUAUACAUGGGCCUCCAUCUAACAACAGUUACAAAACUUUCAUGUUAACGCUUCGUUAGACAUUCACCAAUUAUUAACUGACGUCACUUCUACCUUUAAUACACAAAUCCCUAACAUCCCUUAUGAUAAAUUGACUUCUAAAUUGGUAAAGGACCUUCAGGGUUUGGACCCCAGAGGAUGUUGGCAAAGUUUAAUGCAUUCCUUAGGUAGUUCAAGCAUUGCCUUGCUCAUACUGUUAUGUUUGUUUAUUAAAGAUACUGCCAUCUCCGAGAGCACCCAAGCCCCCAGCAUUUAACCACUAUGCUAGCUUUAUGGCAUAGAAAAUAACAAAGGAUUUGUAAAUGGAAGCCUUUAUCUUUUCUCUCUACCUAAACCCUCUAACAUUCAAAAACUCUCAAUGAGUGUUUUUCCUUUCAUGGCAAUUAUAGUUGUUUACAUGGGUCCAAUAAGAGUCUGUUCAUUUGAAUUACUAGUUAUUUUACUAAGGCUUUGACUGGAAUGUUAUAUUUUAGAGAUAAGCAACUAAGGUUGACCUUCUGAAACAGUAGGCCAUAAAGCCCCUUGGAAGUAUUGGCCUGAUACCUUGCUCACAGAGUUCCCAGAAGCCUCUCCAGGUGAGUAAAGACGGUCACUUCCUGGCAGGUGCAGGAACCUCAACAUAUUUUUAAAACCUCAUAAAGAGGAUUUCUCCAAUUCAUCAGGUAUCAGAGGUUUAUCUGAAAGGUGGUUGGCUUGGCUUCUGGCCUGGAGAGGCUACUGCUAAGAAUUCAACCUGGAGAUUCCUUGAAAAAGAUCCCAGCAAAGCUGAUUUUAAACAAUCUUCUUGAGUACUCGCUAUUCUUGUUGAGCUUAUGAGGAUAAUUGGGCCAAGGUUGGUAUGACUGGACAUAUUCCACAGAUAUAUUAGUCUUGAUUUGGCCAUGAGGUUUGUUGAGAGAAAACUUACAUAUGAUGCUGUUUGUCUCACCCAAUGUACAGAAAUAAUUAGACCUUGGUAGAUGAUUGCACUACACCACCUUCCUUUCAUAAAAUAAAAAGGGGGAAUUGUUGGGAAAUAGGACAAACUGUCCUUAUCAGACCUCAGUUCUCAGCACUGUCCUUGUGUGUGAAACAUUCUUAUCAGACUUCUGCUCUCAGAACGCUGGGAACAGGGGACUUGAUGAAGUCCCAGGAGAACGUGCAGAGCAGAGCCUUCCUGGUCAUCAGCCAAGUGCGUCAAGAAGCUACAGAACCAGAGAUAUACCCACACAGUUGCAAGCUGUUCCUGUUCUGCCCACUCUCUAUUUGUAUCUAUUGUGCUGGUUAAACAUUUACUGCUGACUAAACGUUUACUGUGCUCUCCAUGCUUGUAAGGAGGGUGUAAAAUAAGAUGCCAUUCCUAAUAAAGUUUGCGAUUAACCUUCA
Messenger RNA from Suricata suricatta (meerkat), 3739 nucleotides. RefSeq lists its product as uncharacterized. The transcript has 3 exons. NCBI's taxonomy places the organism in Eukaryota, Metazoa, Chordata, Mammalia, Carnivora, Herpestidae. Gene Ontology annotation, molecular function: zinc ion binding. The record is from RefSeq and is a predicted model, not a curated record. Bases 155 to 763 code for a protein of 202 amino acids.